AGAGACGGCCCAGUUCAACAGUAAGCUGCCAGUGUGAGGAUGAAGAUCUCUGUGAGUUUCACGCUGUUGCUGCUGCUCGGCUCCGUCCCCGCAAGUGAAGGUGUUGAAUGCCAGCGGGCUUUUCCAGAAGACAUCUACGCUGCUCUGAGAGAAACAACCGCAUCGUUGGUUCAACUGAAGGCUGACGUAACGUUGCAGACUACAGAACAAGCAGCACAGCUGAAGACUGAAGUGGACAAGCUGAAGCAACAGCAACAAGAACAAGCAGCACAGCAGAAGACUGAAGUGGACAAGCUGAAGCAACAACAGCUAGUCCGACAGGUUGCGUUCUCAGCCUCUCUGCUGGUUGCAGGUGAAGCAACUAUUGGACCCUUUCCCACGGCCACUCCCCUGAUCUUCAAACACGUUGUCACCAACAUUGGAAAUGCCUACAACUCAAACUCAGGUGUGUUCACUGCCCCGGUGAGAGGAGCGUACUACUUUGAGUGGACGGUCGGUGCAUUAGGAGACAACAGCUAUCCUUCAGCUGCUGUGUUGGUCAAGAACUCAGAGAAUGUUUUCAUGGCAUUCGAGCAACAGGCAGCCGGUUUUAUGAGUUCCUCUAAAGGCGUUACGCUUUUGCUGGAGGUGGGAGACGUCGUGUUUGUGCGUCUGCACGGUGUGGCAUUUGACGAUUAUAAUCACCACACCACCUUCAGUGGGUUUCUGCUGUUCCCCAUGUAAGACAGAAACAGCAGCUCUGAGAUAGUCAUGCAGGUUGUUGUUGUCUUAAACAAGUCUUCA
Messenger RNA from Sander lucioperca (pikeperch), 783 nucleotides. RefSeq names its product C1q-related factor-like. The transcript has 5 exons. Gene Ontology annotation, molecular function: protein binding. Lineage: Eukaryota; Metazoa; Chordata; Actinopteri; Perciformes; Percidae. The coding region runs from base 40 to 723 and encodes 227 amino acids. The record is from RefSeq and is a predicted model, not a curated record.